Messenger RNA from Silurus meridionalis, 3743 nucleotides. It is a transcript of the gene drp2, whose product is annotated as dystrophin related protein 2. Gene Ontology annotation, molecular function: zinc ion binding; protein binding. Gene Ontology annotation, cellular component: plasma membrane. NCBI's taxonomy places the organism in Eukaryota, Metazoa, Chordata, Actinopteri, Siluriformes, Siluridae. The transcript is spliced from 23 exons. The record is from RefSeq and is a predicted model, not a curated record. Bases 634 to 3249 code for a protein of 871 amino acids. Gene Ontology annotation, biological process: synaptic signaling.
AGUGGAAAUUCUAAUCGAUCGACAACCAGGAUAUUUGUGUUAGUCAAGUUUGUGUCUAGUUAGAGCCAUUGAAAUGAUGCUACAUGAGCUAUAUACGUGAUGAAAGAGGUUCUCUUAACGAUGUAAAAAUAUAAACCAGAUUACAUUUUUUAUUUUAUUUUAACAUGUGCAGUUUUUCACCUCUAGUGACCGCUUAUGCCCUGUAACUAAUCAGCUUGGAUGUUUUUCCUAUUUAAAAUGAUCGAUCAGAAGUGUAAUGAAUAUCCACAGCUCUAUUCCCCCUGCCUGUAUUCAGAGAUUUGGUGCGCGCGCCUCUCGGUAUAGGAACAGAGCGGUUCAGCGGAGAAGCCUGCACUCACAGCUGCUCAUGUUCAUGUUAGUCCCCGAAUCCUUCCAGCUAAAUCCAGUGUGAAAAUGGUGUUAAUGGUUUCUAAUCUUCAGCUUUCAAUCUGUCUUGGAGGUCAUCCCUAGCGCACGGACAAUUCGGCGGACAUCGCUUGAGCAUUCACUCACUUUGGUGGAAUAGCUGCAGGGCCAAAAUGCCACUGUGUGCCCUGCCAAUCGGUGGGGGAUCUUGAGGGGCAGGAGGUGCCCACUGAGUGCAGCGGGCAUAUCAAACACUCUGACCAAAACAUGAACCUGUGCUGGACUGAGAUCAAGCGCAAGUCCCACAAUAUCAGGGUGCGUCUGGAGGCCUUCUCAGACAACAGUGGGAAACUGCAGCUGUCACUUCAGGAAAUCAUCGAAUGGCUGACAGCUAAAGAUGAGGAGCUAUCAGAACAGCUGCCUAUAGGGGGUGAUGUGGGGGCUGUGCAGCACCAGCAUGAUUUCCACCAGGCCUUUAUGGAGGACGUGAAGUCCAGAGGCCCCUUCAUCUACUCAGUGCUGGAGUCAGCCCAGACCUUCCUAGCCCAGCAUCCUUUCCAGGAGCCUGAUGAGAUGCUGCCAGAUGGCAAAGAUCUGUCUCCAAGACGCAGAAUUCAAAAUGUGAGCCGCUCAGUUUGGAAGCAGGCCAAUGUGGCUAGCGACCUGUGGGAGAAGCUGACGGCACGUUGUGUAGAUCGUCACCGGCACAUGGAACGGACGCUUGAGCGGUUGCUGCAGGUGCAGGCAGCAAUGGAAGAGUUAGCCCAUGCUUUAGAGCAGGCUGAUGGUGUGAGAGAUGCCUGGGAGCCUGUGGGAGAUCUCUUCAUUGAUUCAUUGCAGGACCACAUUGAUGCAACAAAGCUGUUUAAGGAAGAGCUGACUCAAGUCAAGGAAGGCAUGAAGCACAUUAAUGACUUGGCCCACCAGCUAGCUAUUUCCGAUGUGCACUUGUCUAUGGAAAAUGCUCGUGCCCUUGAGCAGCUCAACAGCAGGUGGAAACUUCUGCAGAGUUCUAUAGAAGAACGGAUGAAGCAGUUGCAGGAUGCCCACAGAGAUUUUGGUCCUGGAUCACAGCAUUUCCUCUCUAGUUCAGUUCAGAUACCUUGGGAGCGUGCUAUUUCCCCAAACAAAGUGCCAUACUACAUCAACCACCAGGCACAGACAACCUGCUGGGAUCAUCCAAAGAUGACAGAGUUGUAUCAAGCACUGGCGGACAUGAACAACAUCAAGUUCUCAGCGUACCGAACGGCCAUGAAGCUACGGCGAGUACAGAAAGCACUUAGAUUGGACCUGUUGAAACUGACCAGCAUAGUUGACAUAUUCAGAGAGCAGGACCUGCAACAUAGUGAGUAUAUGAUGGAUGUAGUGGAGGUGAUUCAUGCCCUCACUGCUCUUUAUGAGAGGCUGGAGGAGGAGCGAUCAGUACUCAUCAAUAUUCCACUCUGCGUGGACAUGUGCCUCAACUGGUUGCUCAACGUCUAUGACAGUGGUCGAAAUGGAAAGAUGCGAGUACUCUCUGUCAAGAUGGGAAUAGUUAGCCUAUGCAAUGCAGACAUCAAGGAGAAAUACAGAUACCUGUUUAAACAGGCAUGUGAGUCAAAUGGCCUAAUGGAUCAGAAACACCUUAGCCUGCUUCUGCAUGAAGCCAUUCAAAUCCCUCGGCAGCUUGGUGAGGUGGCAGCCUUUGGGGGAAGUAAUGUGGAUCCCAGUGUUCGUAGCUGCUUCCGCAUGGUGGCAGGUAAGCCAUCUAUUGAACUAAGUAAUUUUCUGGAGUGGGUGAGUCUGGAGCCUCAAUCCAUGGUGUGGCUUCCUGUACUGCACCGUGUGACCCUGGCAGAAUCUGCGAAGCACCAAGCUAGGUGCUACAUCUGUAAACAGUGCCCCAUUAAAGGCUUCAGAUACCGGAGUCUGAAACAAUUCAACGUGGAUAUCUGCCAGAUGUGUUUUCUGACCGGGCGAACAACCAAAGGCAAAAAGCUCCACUACCCCAUUAUGGAGUACUAUACCCUGACCACCUCAGGUGAGAAGAUGCGGGAUUUUGCGAAGACUCUAAAGAACAAGUUCCGAUCGAAGCAGUACUUUAGCAAGCACCCACAGAGAGGAUAUCUGCCGGUGCAAACUGUCCUGGAAGCAGAGAGUGGCGAGACGCCGUGUUCAUCUCCUAGGCUACCACAUGCCGACACACACAGCCGGAUCGAGCACUUCGCCAGCAGGUUGGCUGAAAUGGAAAGCCAGAGCUGCUCCUUCUUCACUGACAGCCUCUCUCCUGAUGAAAGUUUGGAUGAAGAUCAGUAUCUCCUACGUCACCCGAGCCCAGCUCUGCAACAAGACUGUCCACAUGGGCCACACUUCCUCACCCACCUUGACUGCCACAACAAAGAGGAACUGCAACGAACACUAGCCCGUCUGGAAAAUGAGAACAGGAUGCUGCAAGGUGAGUACCGGAGGCUGAAGUGGAAGCAUGAGGAGGCUGCAGCAGCAACACCUCAGCUGGUGGAGGGUAUUUCAGGCUUGGGCUUGUCACUUGGACAGCAGGAUGAGGAACUUCUGGCUGAGGCUCGGAUACUUAGACAACACAAGAGUCGCUUGGAGACCCGCAUGCAGAUACUGGAGGAUCACAACAAGCAACUGGAGUCACAGCUCCAUAGACUCAGAGAGCUACUGCUGCAGCCCAAAGAUGACUCAGAGGCCAAUGGAUCAGCUCCCUCCUCUUUGUCAUCGCCUGUGUCAGUAGUGCACCAGGAGAAAGCCCUGAGCAAAGAGAUCACAGUUACUGAGGCUUCAGAUGGUGAAGAUUUGGAGCCAGAACAGGACACAGUGCUACAGCUACAGCAAGUGAUUGAGCAGCUGAGGAAUGUCUUCCCAUCUGAACCAGGCCAAUGAGGAGGCACACAGAUUGAUACGUCCAGAAUAUGCAAGACGGAAAAAACAUUGGUUCAGCAGAUUUGGAGGACACUUUCUUUUUUUCUUUUUUUUUUUUUUUUUUUUAGCUCCAGCUGAAGUUCAACAGAGGGAGCUGGAACAUUUUUGAGUGAUUCACUAAUGUCUCGUGUUGCCAAAGGCCAACACUUUAUCGGCACACUGUGUUAACCAGCUCCCUGUAGUAGCAGCAGGAGUGUGUGGCUUCUCAAGUACAGCACAAUGACCUCAGCACCAACCACACACAGGGAGAAGAGUGGGAUUUAAUGUUUCUGUUCCAACUACUUUGUUUCAUUUUUUAUUUUGUUAAUAUUUUUCUGUUUAUUUCUUGUUCAUGCUCAAACUUAUUGUGAUACACAUAUGCAAGCUGUCCUGGUCUUGUAUAGCCUCUGAUCUCUGGAGCAAGUGGGAGCUAUGGACUUUUCUCAAAUAUAAGGUUAAUACAUCAUCAGCAAAAA